Messenger RNA from Oncorhynchus mykiss (rainbow trout), 1645 nucleotides. Lineage: Eukaryota; Metazoa; Chordata; Actinopteri; Salmoniformes; Salmonidae. The record is from RefSeq and is a predicted model, not a curated record.
GUGGUCUUCUUCUAUCCAUUGUGGUCUUCUUCUAUCCAUUGUGGUCUUCUUCUAUCCAUUGUGGUCUUCUUCUAUCCAUUGUGGUCUUCUAUCCAUUGUGGUCUUCUUCUAUCCAUUGUGGUCUUCUAUCCAUUGUGGUCUUCUAUCCAUUGUGGUCUUCUAUCCAUUGUGGUCUUCUUCUAUCCAUUGUGGUCUUCUUCUAUCCAUUGUGGUCUUCUUCUAUCCAUUGUGGUCUUCUUCUAUCCAUUGUGGUCUUCUAUCCAUUGUGGUCUUCUUCUAUCCAUUGUGGUCUUCUUCUAUCCAUUGUGGUCUUCUAUCCAUUGUGGUCUUCUAUUCGUUGUGGUCUUCUAUCCAUUGUGGUCUUCUUCUAUCCAUUGUGGUCUUCUUCUAUCCAUUGUGGUCUUCUUUCCAUUGUGGUCUUCCUCUAUCCAUUGUGGUCUUCCUCUAUCCAUUGUGGUCUUCCUCUAUCCAUUGAGGUCUUCAGGUGGAGGGUUGGAAGGAGGGACCAGGCAGGGUCAGGGGGUAGGGCUGAUGACAGGGGCCGUAGUGGAUCACAGUGGAGUGACCCCUCCCCAUAGAGGAGGAGAAAGACACGAGGGACACAGACGACAUCACAGGCGGAAGCUGUACUCACCUGCACAGGUUUGUGCACAGGAGAGUCAGUGGUUGGACAGUGUAUCUCUGCUGAUAAAGGACUCAUUUGAAGGAGAGAUGCUGAUGAUUGACAACCUCUCUGGGUCUGUCUUCCAUCACUACUCCUCUACCUCUUCUCCUGUCUGGAAGGACUACAAGGGGAAUCUGCAAGAGAUCCGAUUGGCUGAGGUGGAGCAGGCGUCUCUGAUGUCAGAGCAGUUGUCUGACAAGUCGUCAUCACUGGCCCUUCCUGAUGAUCUUAGUCUGGACGACCACAGUGACUACCAGCUCCUGGUCAGGGACGGCAAGGAGGAGAGAGGGAGCAGUGACUCCCACAGUUCUGAGGAAUUGAGGGGGAUUCAGGCUGGGUGUGGAGGGCGUUGGGGGCACGGAGGUUCUCGACCCCACAGCAGAGGCCCUGAAGAUGGGGUAGGAUUCCUGCUAGAGGUGGGUUCCCAGCCCCAGUUCCAGAGCCAGUCUCUCCAGUUCCUCCACCACAACAGAGAUGAUGAUGGCCAUCACAGUGACCAGGUUGGCAGUGUCGGAUGUAGAGGUUCCUCCUCUCCUCUCUUCCAUCUCCCUGUGGAGUUCUUUCACCCCGCCACAGCCACAGCGGUCCCCCCACCCAUCCACAGGACGGGGGUAGACCCAGGGGGGAGAGAGGCAUCCAGGCUGCCUUCCCCAGCCUCCUGGUCCUCUCUGCGCUCCCCAGGGGCCAACAGCAGUGUCCUAGACUCCCCAGGGGCCAACAGCAGAGUCCUAGACUCCCAAGGGGCCAAAAGCAGGGUCCUAGACUCCUCAGGGGCCAACAGUAGGGUCCUAGUUUCCCAGGUAAGAGGUUAUGGGGUCAUAUUGGUAGAGGGAGUAUUCAUGUAGUGAAAUGUACACUGGGUGUACAAAAUAUUAAGAACACCUUCCUAAUAUUGAGUUGCCCCUCCCAGGUGUGUCAGGUUGGCUGUAUGUCCUUUGGGUGGUGGACCAUUCUUGAUACACACAAAUCAAAUAAAAAUUG